AUGGCGAGACAAAGCGUCCAGAACGCGCGGGGACCCUCGGACCCCGCUGGGUAUACCACAUCCUCUGCCUUCUUCGAGGCCUUGAUCGAGGCGGGCGUCAAGAACUGCUUCGUCAACCUCGGAUCCGACCACCCCAGCAUUCUCGAAGCUAUGAUUCAAGGACAGACGGAGUAUCCAGAUUCAUUCCCGCGGAUCAUCACAUGUCCUAAUGAAAUGGUCGCGCUGUCCAUGGCUGAUGGAUAUGCGCGGCAGACGAACGAGGCACAGUGCGUCAUCAUUCAUGUUGAUGUAGGGACCUCUGGCAUGGGAGCUGCCAUACACAAUGCCGCCAUAGGAAGAGCUCCAGUCCUCAUCUUUGCCGGUCUGUCUCCUUACACGAUCGAGGGCGAGAUGACGGGCUCUCGAACUGAGUACAUCCACUGGUUGCAAGACAUCCCGGACCAGAAGCAGAUCGUUUCCCAGUACUGCCGAUACGCUGGAGAGAUCAAGACCGGAAAGAACGUUAAGCAGAUGGUUCAUAGAGCUCUACAGUUUGCCACUAGCGACCCCAAGGGACCUGCAUAUCUCAUGGGGGCUCGCGAGGUCAUGGAGGAGGUGAUAGAGCCUUACCAAGUGAACCCCUUGCACUGGAAGCCUGUCAGACCAUCGGCUCUGCCCCAGAGAGAUGUGGCAGACCUUGCACUGAUGCUUGUGCAGGCGACGAACCCGUUGGUGGUCACUGGAUAUAGCGGGCGCAACCACGCUGCGGUCAAAGCGUUGGUCGAGCUUGCUGACGUGGUCAGGGGCCUGCGUGUCUUGGAUACGGGCGGUUGCGACAUGUGUUUUCCUUCCGAUCAUCCUGGCUGGCUGGGUAUGAAGUACGGCGUGCACGGCAGCAUCAAGACAGCCGAUGUUAUUUUCGUGGUCGAUUGCGACGUCCCGUGGGUCAACACCUUGUGCAAACCGAGCCCGGAGGCCCGGAUAGUCCACUUCGACGUGGAUCCUCUGAAGCAGUUGAUGCCCGUCUUCUACAUCAACGCCGAGACAAGGUACCGGGUGGACGCGGCAAUCGCCCUCGCGCAGCUAGUCGCCCGCAUCCGUGGAACCCCAGCAUUACUGACGAAGCUCUCCACAAUCGACAUUCAAAACCGAUGGUCGAACCUCGAAAGGUCGCACGCGCAGCUCAUCAAGUCACUCGACGCUCAAGCUGCACUGCCAGAUCCCUACCUCAUGAGCGGCGCGUACGUGUGCUCCACCAUCCGAAAGAUGGCACCCCCGAAUACCGUGUUCGCCAUUGAAGCCGUGACCAAUUCGGUGAUCGCCGCCGAGCAGAUACGCCCUACCAUCCCUGGGCAAUGGUUCAACUGUGGCGGUGGCGGUCUAGGCUGGAGCGGCGGUGGCGCGCUUGGAAUCAAGCUCGUUCUAGACGCCGUUUCGACAUAUGAUGUAGCUAGUCGCAGGAUGGUCGUGCAAAUUGUCGGGGACGGGAGCUUCCUGUUCUCCGUUCCUUCCAGUGUUUAUUGGAUUUCGCAGAGAUACGGCCUGCCCAUCUUGACGAUCGUGCUAAACAACAAAGGUUGGAACGCCCCUCGUAGGUCGAUGCUGCUGGUUCAUCCUGAUGGCCCGGCAUCCAGGGCUACUAACAAGGACCUGAAUAUCUCGUUCGAUCCCUCUCCGAGCUACUCGGAAAUCGCACGAGCCGCAAGUGACGGUGCCAUCUUCGCCGCAAGAGUCAGCAACGCUGGUGCGCUUCAAUCUGCUCUAAAGCAGGCCAUGGCUACCGUACAGAGCGGGACGUCGGCAGUACUAGAUGUCUUAGUUGGCUAG
Molecule: messenger RNA, 1806 nt
Organism: Microdochium trichocladiopsis
Lineage: Eukaryota; Fungi; Ascomycota; Sordariomycetes; Xylariales; Microdochiaceae
Product: thiamine pyrophosphate enzyme, N-terminal TPP binding domain-containing protein
Exons: 5
Coding region: 1-1806 (601 amino acids)
Biological process (GO): L-valine biosynthetic process
Cellular component (GO): mitochondrion; acetolactate synthase complex
Molecular function (GO): thiamine pyrophosphate binding; magnesium ion binding; flavin adenine dinucleotide binding
Source: RefSeq, a predicted model, not a curated record